AUGAUCCCGCGAUCAAUACUGCGAGAGACAUUGAUCGUGGAGCAGAUCUCGAGGUCUCCCCAUCCUGUUUUCAUCCGAUACUUAGGCUGCCGGGUGCGGCGAAAUCGGAUCACGGCCAUCUGGUUUGAACGACAUGAAAUCACGUUGAAAGACUAUGUCGAGACGCCCGGUUUUGAGAAUUUAGACAAGGACAAGUAUAUGGAUAGUAUUGAUUCGGCUGCGUAUCAUUUGCAUUCCCUGGGGCUUGCUCACAAUGAUAUCAACCCUAGCAACAUCAUGGUCAAGGAUGAUAUGCUGCCUGUUUUGAUCGACUUCGGAUCCUGCCAGCCUUUUGGGUACAAUUUGGAUUCUUUGGGUACUGUUGGCUGGUAUGAGAAGCCUUUUUUCACAUCUGAAAAGGAGCAUGAUAUUUAUGGGUUGAAAAAGCUGCGAGAGUGGAUCAAGAACCCAGGGAGAGAGAGACUACCUUAUUAG
Clonostachys solani is the source of this 474-nucleotide messenger RNA. The record is from the annotation of a GenBank genome assembly. NCBI's taxonomy places the organism in Eukaryota, Fungi, Ascomycota, Sordariomycetes, Hypocreales, Bionectriaceae.